Molecule: messenger RNA, 3911 nt
Organism: Durio zibethinus
Lineage: Eukaryota; Viridiplantae; Streptophyta; Magnoliopsida; Malvales; Malvaceae
Biological process (GO): endosomal transport; endocytosis
Cellular component (GO): nucleus; cytoplasm; plasma membrane
Molecular function (GO): protein binding; calcium ion binding
Source: RefSeq, a predicted model, not a curated record
CCCAAGAAACUGGACCGAUCGAUUCCUCCUGUUUCUGGCGAUCGAGAGAGACAGCCCAACCCAUAUACUUAUAUUUGAAGGAGAACGACAUCUUCGUCAUCGUCUUUGUCUCUCCUAUUUCGCUCAUUUAUUGGUUUAAUUUAACCGGUGCCUUCGAUCUCCAACUUCAUCUAUCGAUACAAAUCACUGGCGUCCUCUCCUCGAUCUAACCACCAAAACCCAAAUUCCCAAUUUAUCCCUAUUCUCUGAAUAUUUUUUUUGUUAAAAAAAAACCGUCUUGUCAGAUUUUUUAUACCUUUUUUGUUUUUAUCCCACUUUGAACUUCAAUUGAUUCGAUUCGUUUGUAACCCUUUGUGUGGUAAAUGAUACGUAUAGAAUUCCUGUGUACUUGAGUUUGCGAUCUGUAUCUGGAUUUGAUUUCCCGGUCUGAUCUAGGAGAGUUAUACAUUUAGUUUGCGAUUUGUUUGAUUCUUUCUUUGGGGCGUUGAAAUGGCGGGGCAAAGUCAGGAUCAAUUCGAAGUUUACUUCAGGAGAGCAGAUUUAGAUGGAGAUGGCAGGAUUAGUGGAGCUGAGGCUGUUGCUUUCUUUCAAGGAUCCGGUUUGUCCAAACAAGUCCUCGCUCAGAUAUGGAUGCAUGCUGAUCAGAGCCAUAGUGGUUUCCUCAGUAAGCAAGAAUUUAUUAAUGCUCUCAAGCUUGUGACUGUAGCACAAAGGCGUGAAUUAACACCAGACAUUGUCAAGGCAGCAUUAUAUGGUCCUGCUGCAGCAAAAAUUCCAGCACCACAAAUUAAUUUUCCUCCCACAUCUGCCCCACAGAUGGGUGCAGCUGUGCCAACAUCCUCUUCAAAUCUUGGGUUCAGAGGACUGGGAGUUCCAAAUGCCAGUAUGAGCCAGCAGAAUUUUCCUUCUCAACAAAUUCCAUCAAUGAGACCCGCACAAACCAUGCCUGCUGCUACUGCACCACGUCCUCCUCAAGGUAUUGCCUCUCCAGAGUUCUUUAGGGGACGUAGUAUAGUUGGUCAACCUCAAGCUAUGCCUGCUAGUUCUACCGCUCGCCCACUUCAACCCAUGCCGACUGGUGCUACUGGUCCCAGUUUCACAAAUCAAAACAUGUCAAGUGAUUGGCUUGCUGGAAGGACUGGUGGAGCUUCAACUGGGCCACGAGGGGUCACUCCAUCAACACCAUCGGCUACAACAAAGCCACAAACUGCAUUUUCAAUGUCUUCCCAGCCUACUGCUAAUGAUUCUAAAGCCCUGGUUGUUCCUGGAAAUGGGUUUGCUUCUGACUCAGCAUUUGGAGGUGAUGCAUUUUCUGCAACCUCAUCCGCACCAAAACAAGAAUUAUCUGCACAAACUUUUUCUCCAGGCAGUGCGCCCACCUCGUCAGGGAUUACACCUUUUUCAAGUGUUGCACAACCCAUAGUUAAGUCCAAUUCACUUGACUCAUUGCAAAGUGCAUUCUCAAUGCAUUCUGCUGGCAGUCAAAGUCAAAGGGCAUACUCUUCUUUAACCUCAGCCCCACAGGUUUCGCCCUCAAGUUCCUCCCCUGUUACACCAUCUGGGAUUUCUGUGGGAGCUGUGAAUGCUGCUUCGAACAUUUCCCAGCUUCCAUGGCCAAAAAUGAAACCAUCUGAUGUUCAGAAAUAUACGAAAGUGUUCAUGGAAGUGGACACUGACAGAGAUGGGAAAAUAACUGGUGAGCAGGCAAGGAAUCUAUUUUUGAGCUGGAGGCUACCUAGAGAGGUAUUAAAGCAGGUGUGGGACUUAUCUGAUCAGGAUAGUGACAGUAUGCUUUCUUUGAGAGAGUUCUGCUUUGCUCUCUAUUUGAUGGAGCGGUACAGGGAAGGCUGUCCUCUUCCAUCUGCACUCCCUAGCAAUGUUAUGUUUGAUGAGACGCUCUUGUCCAUGACAGGCCAACCCAAUGUUUCAUAUGGAAAUGCAGCUUGGGGUCCCAAUCCUGGUAUCAGUUUUGGACAGCAGCCAGGGCUGGGUGCCCAGGCAAUGACUCCAUCAACUGGUUUCAGACCUUCAAUUCCCUCAAAUGCUUCUUCUGACUCCACUACAAUGCCCAAUCAACAAAAGUCAAGAGCACCAGAGUUGGAUGAUUCCUUUGCGACCCAAAUUGAUAACAGUGAGCAGAAUUCAGUGAAUGGAGCAGCCCAAGAUGCAAUUGGUGAUGGAAAAAAGGUUGAUGGAACAGAAAAGGUGAUUUUGGAUUCCAAAGAGAAGCUUGAAUUCUACCGUGAAAAAAUGCAGGAACUUGUCCUCUAUAAAAGUAGAUGUGAUAAUAGACUAAAUGAAAUCAUGGAAAGGGCAAUUGCAGAUAAGCGUGAGGCUGAAAUGUUGGCGAAGAAAUAUGAGGAGAAAUACAAACAAGUUGCAGAAAUAGCUUCCAAAUUAACAAUUGAAGAGGCAAAAUUUCGUGAGAUUCAGGAGAGGAGGACAGAGUUGCAUCAGGCUAUUGUUAACAUGGAACAAGGGGGCAGUGCAGAUGGUAUUCUUCAGGUCCGUGCUGACCGCUUACAAUCUGAUCUUGAGGAGCUAAUGAAAGCCCUGACCGAACGAUGCAAGAAACAUGGAUAUGAUGUUAAGUCAACUGCAGUAAUUGAGUUUCCCAUAGGUUGGCAACCGGGAGUUCCAGAGGGAGCAGCUCUUUGGGAUGAAGAGUGGGAUAAGUUUGAAGAUGAAGGAUUUGGCAAUGAGCUCACUGUUGAUGUGAAAAAUGUGCCUGUCUCUCAGAGAGGAAAAGCAUCUCCAGAUGGUAGCUUGACCCCUGAUUCCUCUUCAUAUGUGGAUGAUAAAACUGGGAAUCUUUUCAGUGCUAGUGAACAUGCCCUCGAGAGCGAGUCUGCAUACACACACAGUGAAGAUGAAUCAGCCAGAAGUCCUCGUGGCAGUCCUGCUGGAAGAAACUCUCUAGAAAGUCCAUCUCAACAAUUUUCUGAUGACCAUUUUGGAAAGAGUACUGAAGCAGACGCAGAAACCCAUCGAAGUUUUGAUGAAUCAGCUUGGGGGACCUUUGAUAAUGAUGAUACAGACUCUGUGUGGGGGUUUAAUCCUGUUAAUACCAAGGACUCAGACUCUGAGAAGCAUAGAGAUUUUUUUGGAUCAAGUGAUUUUGGCGUGCAGCCAACAAGAACAGAAUCUCCAAGUGCUGAAAGCUUUUAUGAUAAGAAGAGUCCAUUUACGUUUGAAGACUCUGUUCCCAGCACUCCGCACUCCAAGUUUGGAAACUCUCCAGCAAGGUUUAGUGAGGCAUCGAGGGAUCAGUUUGACAGUUUCUCCACGUUUGAUUCUUUCAGCAUGCACGAUAGUGGUUUUUCACAGCAACCAGAUAGGCUCACAAGGUUUGACUCCAUAAACAGUGGCAGAAACUUUGGCAGCGGAUUUUCACAGCAACCUGAGACGCUCACUAGGUUUGACUCCAUAAAUAGUACCAAAGACUUUGGCCAUGGAUUCUCUUUUGAUGACAGUGAUCCGUUUGGCUCCAGCGGUCCAUUUAAAGUCUCAUCAGACCAUCAGAGUCCGAAGAAAGGUUCUGAUGAAUGGAGUGCUUUCUAGCUGGUAAAUCCCCCUCCUCCCACCGCCCCCCACAAAAAAAAAAAAAAAAAAAAACCGGAAAAAGAUCAAGGAGAAGAAAAAGUGAACAAAUUUCCCCGUCAUGCUCUUCUACUCAUUUUUUCGUUUUGUUCAGUUUUUGUUGAUUGUCCACCUUUUUCUGUGUGCUGUAUAUUCUGCGACAUAGAAUUGGAUUGUUGUAAAAUUGUUCGGUGUGGCCUUGCUGUACUUAAAUGGCGACAUUUUUGGGGGGGGGGGGGGGGGUUGGCAUGCCAGAAUGAGACGGAGAAACAUGCCUGUAGUUCAAGUGCCAUAUUCUUGACCGCAAAAGAAAACAAAAAAAAUUUCUGUUA